GUCAUGAAUACCUUACCUCCGUCGGACUGCAAAAUGAACGGAACAUUGAAUUGUUCUAACAGUUAUGAGAAGGAUAUGUGGAGAGAGAUAUUUGUGUGGUGUUUGGUGUCGAGUCUAGUAAUUCACUUCGUGUCGGGACUACUUGCUUGGUACAGUUUGGGAGGUCAUCCCAUCGCUGUGUACGCUCUUCCUUCUUUCAUCAUAGCUGGAUUCUUUACCCCUCUCUUUGCGGGAACUAUUACAAGUGCAGUUAUAGUAUUUGUUUAUAAAUCAGCGCAAUUUACAAUGUCAUCUUUAGACGCUUUUCUGUGGGGUGUGGGACAGACAAUCGUGUAUACACUAGUUGCUGUUUCUAGAAUUUAUGUCACUCUUUGAAGUUCAGUUUUUGUUCAUAUCAUGACGAAGUUUGUUAAUCAGCUUGCAUGGUUCUGAUGUACUCAAUUUUGAAUCUUGAGAAGUAUUAGAUCUUUUCUUAAUUAAUUGAUAUAUUUCGUUAAAUAUUUUUGUCGAGAAAGUUGUUUAUAGUCCGUCUUGCUUGACAGUAUGUUGAAAUUGGGAACCAAAACUUGCCUUAGUUAGUGAAUGACAGAUAAUUUGUUUGAUUUUUUAUUUGUGUAAAUGAUUUUCUUUAUAUUAUCUUAUUGUA
Messenger RNA from Bolinopsis microptera, 646 nucleotides. Its product is annotated as transmembrane protein 170A-like. Lineage: Eukaryota; Metazoa; Ctenophora; Tentaculata; Lobata; Bolinopsidae. The record is from RefSeq and is a predicted model, not a curated record. The transcript has 3 exons. The coding region runs from base 4 to 375 and encodes 123 amino acids.